Hevea brasiliensis (rubber tree) is the source of this 713-nucleotide messenger RNA. RefSeq names its product agamous-like MADS-box protein AGL12. The transcript has 4 exons. The record is from RefSeq and is a predicted model, not a curated record. NCBI's taxonomy places the organism in Eukaryota, Viridiplantae, Streptophyta, Magnoliopsida, Malpighiales, Euphorbiaceae. Bases 267 to 713 code for a protein of 148 amino acids. Gene Ontology annotation, molecular function: DNA-binding transcription factor activity, RNA polymerase II-specific; protein dimerization activity; RNA polymerase II cis-regulatory region sequence-specific DNA binding. Gene Ontology annotation, biological process: positive regulation of transcription by RNA polymerase II. Gene Ontology annotation, cellular component: nucleus.
UCCACCUUUAUUCUCAGGGGUUAGCUGGGAAGAAAGAAAUGGAUGAGAAAGAAUCUGUAUAGUAUAGGGGACCAUAUAUAAGUCGUGGACGCUCAGCGAUCUUUAAACAUCUUCUUGAGAGAUCAGGGUGGAUUUGCAUCAGCCUCGAAGCUAGUUCAAACUAGUGGGAGGUUGUUUGCAAGGGAAAAGAAACUAGCUUGAAAAUUAGGAAGAGAAAAAAAAAAUCACCAAGAAAGAAGGAAAACUUAGUCCAAUAUAGCUGAUCAAUGGCUCGAGGAAAGGUUCAGAUAAAGCGUAUAGAGAAUCUGGUGCACAGGCAAGUUACCUUCUGCAAGCGCCGAGCUGGGUUCCUUAAGAAGGCUAAGGAGCUCUCUGUGCUCUGUGAUGCUGAAAUUGGAGUUUUCAUUUUCUCCGCCCAUGGAAAGCUCUAUGAACUGGCUACCAAAGGAAGCAUGCAAGGGCUUAUUGAGAGGUACAUGAAGACCACCGGAGGAUCUCUGCAGCCUGACCUAUCCAAAGAGACGCAGCCUCUAGAUGCAAUAGAGGAGAUCAACAUGCUGAAGAAAGAAAUUGAGAUACUCCAAAAAGGAGUCAAGUACUUGCUUGGAGGGAGGUCUGAGGAAAUGACAAUGGAUGAAUUACUAAUACUAGAAAAAAAUCUUGAAAUUUGGAUUUGCCACAUCUGUUCAACAAAGGUAUCAAAAUUUAAUUAA